Penicillium crustosum is the source of this 264-nucleotide messenger RNA. Its product is annotated as small nuclear ribonucleoprotein E. The transcript is spliced from 3 exons. Gene Ontology annotation, biological process: spliceosomal snRNP assembly; mRNA splicing, via spliceosome. The record is from RefSeq and is a predicted model, not a curated record. NCBI's taxonomy places the organism in Eukaryota, Fungi, Ascomycota, Eurotiomycetes, Eurotiales, Aspergillaceae. Bases 1 to 264 code for a protein of 87 amino acids. Gene Ontology annotation, cellular component: precatalytic spliceosome; U2 snRNP; U1 snRNP. Gene Ontology annotation, molecular function: RNA binding.
AUGGCUGGCCGCAAGACAUUGUUGGCUCCGAUUCACUUCAUUUUCAGUCUCCUGCAGAAACGCAGCACUGUUUCAGUCUGGCUCUAUGAGCAGCUCGCUUUCCGGAUAGAGGGGAAGAUCCGUGGCUUUGAUGAAUUCAUGAACCUGGUCAUUGAUGAUGCUGUUGAAGUACGCCUGGCAACUAAGACAGAGGAAGAGAAGCGCAGGCCGCUCGGCCAGAUCCUCCUCAAGGGAGACAAUGUCUCUCUGAUUCAGGCUGUUUGA